AUGCCGAUCAAGUGGAUAUUGGUUAUUUUAGUCAUUAGUGUUGCUUCCACCCAAGGCCAGUUUUGUCAAUUUCGGCGUGACAUUGCGGGUUCAUCAAGCCAGGAAAACUCGGGAUCUUCUGAAUCCUCGGGGUCCACCACAAUCGGAACCUUGUCUCAGUUGCACAAGGACGAUUGUCCUUGUUUCCACAACGAUACCCAACCUGGCGAUUGUGACGUGGGUUCCUUUCAUCCGGCUCGCCCCCUGCUACCUUGUGCAUUCCUGCCCGAAGAAUUUAUUGAGUGCGACAGCCCCAUUGAUCACAAGAACGACGCUGCCGCCAAGAAAGAUCUUGGUUAUGGAUGUCUAAAGAUUGGGGGUGGACUCCGUUGGGAGGACAUUGAAAAAACUGAAGUGUGUUGUCGUGCUCUAGAUUGCAUUGAGUGUCGGGGGAAUCGGACGUUUCUACGUGGGGGGGUGCCUUGUGUGAAGUAUUCCAACCAUUAUUUUCUUACCACUCUCCUCUAUUCCAUUCUUCUUGGAUUCCUGGGUUUGGAUCGGUUUAGCUUGGGUCAAACCGGGACAGCGGUAGGUAAGCUAGUCACUGUCGGAGGGUUGGGAGUGUGGUGGAUUGUGGAUAUAUUUCUUAUCAUCUCCGGACAACUCAUGCCCGAAGAUGGAAGUCACUGGAAUCCAUAUGCAUGA
Molecule: messenger RNA, 684 nt
Organism: Tigriopus californicus
Lineage: Eukaryota; Metazoa; Arthropoda; Copepoda; Harpacticoida; Harpacticidae
Gene: amrt
Product: TM2 domain-containing protein 2-like
Exons: 1
Coding region: 1-684 (227 amino acids)
Source: RefSeq, a predicted model, not a curated record